This is a messenger RNA of Nannospalax galili (Upper Galilee mountains blind mole rat), 2765 nucleotides long. It is a transcript of the gene Fes, whose product is annotated as FES proto-oncogene, tyrosine kinase. The record is from RefSeq and is a predicted model, not a curated record. The transcript has 19 exons. Bases 90 to 2555 code for a protein of 821 amino acids. Gene Ontology annotation, molecular function: ATP binding; non-membrane spanning protein tyrosine kinase activity. NCBI's taxonomy places the organism in Eukaryota, Metazoa, Chordata, Mammalia, Rodentia, Spalacidae. Gene Ontology annotation, biological process: chemotaxis; peptidyl-tyrosine phosphorylation; cell adhesion.
GCCUGAGGAGGAAGCUAGAAAUCAGGAACUGCCGGUGCAGGAAUUGAGUCGGGUUCCCCAGGAGCUGCUGCUCUCGAAAGGACACCACUAUGGGCUUCUCUUCAGAGCUUUGUAGCCCCCGGGGCCACGGGGCAGUGCAGCAGAUGCAGGAGGCUGAGCUUCGCUUACUGGAGGGCAUGAGGAAGUGGAUGACCCAGAGGGUCAAGAGUGACCGGGAAUAUGCAGGUUUACUUCACCACAUGCUGCAAGACAGUGGAGGCCAGAGCUGGAGCAGUGGCCCUGACAGCCAUGUCAGCCAGUCCUGGGCUGAGAUAACCAGCCAGACUGAGAUGCUGAGCCGAGUGCUGCGGCAACAUGCAGAAGAUCUGAACUCAGGGCCUCUGAGCAAGCUGAGUAUACUGAUCCGAGAGCGGCAGCACCUGCGAAAGACUUACAAUGAGCAGUGGCAGCAGCUGCAGCAGGACCUUACCAAGAUCCACAGCCAGGACAUUGAAAAGCUGAAGAACCAGUACCGGUCCCUGGUACGGGACAGUGCCCAGGCGAGGCGCAAGUACCAGGAGGCCAGCAAAGACAAGGACCGAGACAAAGCCAAGGACAAGUACGUGCGCAGCCUGUGGAAGCUCUUUGCCCACCACAACCGCUAUGUACUGGGUGUGAGGGCUGCGCAGCUACACCACCAGCACUACCACCAACUCAUGCUGCCCGGCCUGCUGCAGUCACUGCAGGACUUGCACGAGGAGAUGGUGCUCAUCCUGAAGGAUAUCCUGCAGGAGUACUUGGAGAUCAGCAGUCUGGUGCAGGACGAUGUGGUGGUCAUUCACCAGGAGUUGGCGGCAGCUGCUGCCCGUAUCCAGCCCGAGCUGGAGUACCUAGGCUUUCUGAGACAGCAUGGAUCUGCCCCUGAUGUCCCACCUUGCAUCACCUUUGACGAGUCACUUCUUGAAGAGGGUGAACAGCUAGAACCUGGGGAACUGCAGCUAAACGAGCUGACUUUGGAGAGUGUGCAACACACGCUGACCUCUGUGACAGAUGAGCUGGCUGUGGCCACCAAGGUGGUGCUAAGUCGGCGGGAGGUGGUUAGUGAGCUGCAACGUGAGCUCCAGCAUGAGGAGCAGAACACACACCCCCGGGACCGGAUACAGCUUCUAAGCAAGAAGCAGAUGCUGCAAGAGGCCAUACAGGGGCUUCAGGUAGCACUGUGCAGUCAGGACAAACUACAGGCCCAGCAGGAACUGCUGCAGAGCAAGCUGGAGCAGCUGGGCUCUAGCGAACCCCCAGCUGUGUCACUCCUGCAGGAUGACCGUCACUCUACCUCCUCUGUGGAGCAGGAGCGAGAGGGGGGAAGGACACCUACGUUGGAGAUCCUUAAGAGCCACUUCUCUGGAAUCUUCCGCCCCAAGUUCUCUCUCCCCCCACCACUGCAGCUCGUUCCUGAGGUGCAGAAGCCUUUGCAUGAGCAGCUGUGGUACCAUGGGGCCAUCCCACGGGCGGAGGUGGCUGAGUUGCUGACACACUCCGGGGACUUUCUGGUGCGGGAGAGCCAGGGCAAGCAGGAGUACGUGCUGUCAGUGCUGUGGGAUGGUCAGCCCCGGCACUUCAUCAUCCAAUACUUGGAUAACCUAUACCGGCUGGAAGGGGAUGGCUUUCCCAGCAUCCCCUUGCUCAUCAACCACCUGCUGUGCUCCCAGCAGCCCCUUACUAAGAAGAGUGGUGUUAUUCUGUACAGGGCAGUGCCCAAGGACAAGUGGGUGCUAAACCAUGAGGACCUGGUGUUGGGUGAGCAGAUUGGACGGGGGAACUUUGGUGAAGUGUUCAGUGGGCGCCUACGAGCGGACAAUACCCCCGUAGCUGUGAAGUCUUGUCGAGAGACGCUACCACCUGACCUCAAGGCCAAGUUUCUGCAAGAAGCAAGGAUCCUGAAGCAGUACAGUCACCCCAACAUUGUGCGUCUCAUCGGUGUCUGCACACAGAAACAACCCAUCUACAUCGUCAUGGAGCUGGUACAAGGGGGCGACUUCCUGACCUUCCUUCGGACAGAGGGAGCCCGACUUCGGGUGAAGACUCUGCUGCAGAUGGUGGGUGACGCUGCCUCAGGCAUGGAGUACUUGGAGAGCAAAUGUUGUAUCCAUCGGGACCUGGCUGCUAGGAACUGUCUGGUGACGGAGAAGAAUGUCCUGAAGAUCAGUGACUUUGGGAUGUCCCGAGAAGAAGCUGAUGGGGUUUAUGCAGCCUCAGGGGGCCUGAGACAAGUGCCUGUGAAGUGGACUGCCCCUGAGGCCCUUAACUAUGGUCGCUAUUCUUCAGAGAGUGAUGUAUGGAGCUUCGGCAUCUUACUCUGGGAGACCUUCAGCUUGGGGGCCUCGCCCUAUCCCAGCCUCAGCAAUCAGCAGACACGGGAGUUUGUGGAAAAGGGGGGGCGUUUGCCCUGCCCAGACCUGUGCCCUGAUGCUGUGUUCAGGCUCAUGGAGCAGUGCUGGGCCUAUGAGCCUGGACAGCGGCCCAGCUUCAGCACCAUCUGCCAGGAGCUACAGAGCAUCCGAAAGCGGCAUCGGUAAGGCCGAGAGUCUCCUGCUGAAGCCAGUGGCCUGUCCAGACCAGAGUGUACCUCUUCAGCGGCUCCCACUCACCCCUGGACAGCUCCAACACACGGGUUCCAGCUACUAUCUGUGGGACUGCUGCCAGGGAACAGGCCCAAAUAGGCCCUGUGGCCCCAUUUUUGCUGGAAUUCUUCUCCUAGGCAGAAAUAAUAAAACCACUUGUACCCA